Homarus americanus (American lobster) is the source of this 1218-nucleotide messenger RNA. RefSeq names its product digestive cysteine proteinase 2. The record is from RefSeq and is a predicted model, not a curated record. The transcript has 7 exons. Gene Ontology annotation, cellular component: lysosome. Gene Ontology annotation, biological process: immune response. The coding region runs from base 65 to 1036 and encodes 323 amino acids. NCBI's taxonomy places the organism in Eukaryota, Metazoa, Arthropoda, Malacostraca, Decapoda, Nephropidae. Gene Ontology annotation, molecular function: cysteine-type endopeptidase activity.
AUACAGGUCACAACACCCUCUGACUCACACUCAGCCACCGUGAACACACCACAAGUACUACGAGAUGAAGGUGGCAGUAUUGUUCCUGUGUGGCGUGGCUCUGGCCGCCGCCAGCCCCUCCUGGGAGCACUUCAAGGGCAAGUAUGGCCGGCAGUACGUGGACGCCGAGGAGGACUCCUACCGCCGGGUCAUAUUUGAACAGAACCAGAAGUACAUCGAAGAGUUCAACAAGAAGUAUGAGAACGGCGAGGUCACCUUUAACCUGGCGAUGAACAAGUUCGGUGACAUGACCCUCGAGGAGUUCAACGCUGUCAUGAAGGGAAACAUCCCCCGCCGUAGUGCACCUGUGAGUGUGUUCUACCCCAAGAAGGAGACAGGUCCCCAGGCCACUGAGGUUGACUGGCGCACCAAGGGCGCCGUCACCCCCGUCAAGGACCAGGGACAGUGUGGCUCCUGCUGGGCCUUCUCUACGACUGGCUCCCUGGAAGGUCAGCAUUUCCUCAAGACCGGCAGCCUGAUCAGUCUCGCCGAGCAGCAACUCGUCGACUGUUCCCGCCCCUACGGCCCCCAAGGAUGUAAUGGUGGCUGGAUGAACGAUGCCUUCGACUACAUCAAGGCCAAUAACGGCAUCGACACAGAGGCCGCCUACCCUUACGAAGCCAGGGAUGGAUCUUGCCGCUUCGAUUCUAACAGUGUUGCUGCCACCUGCUCCGGACACACAAACAUCGCGUCUGGCAGUGAGACCGGCCUCCAGCAGGCAGUGAGAGAUAUUGGACCCAUCUCUGUCACCAUUGACGCCGCCCACAGCUCCUUCCAGUUCUACAGUAGCGGUGUGUACUAUGAGCCAAGCUGCUCGCCUUCCUACCUGGACCACGCUGUACUGGCUGUUGGCUACGGCAGCGAGGGUGGCCAAGACUUCUGGCUCGUCAAGAACUCUUGGGCGACCAGUUGGGGUGAUGCUGGGUACAUCAAGAUGUCUCGCAACAGGAACAACAACUGCGGUAUUGCCACUGUCGCCUCCUACCCGUUGGUAUAGAGGUGAUGGCACUCUAGGUCACCAGGCCAGGGUGAAUGGUGACUGCUGGUGCUGCUCCUCGGCAUGAGACGCUCACCAUGAACUCUGAGCCGUGAACAUUUCUGUAUAUCUCUACGGUGACGUAUUGUGUAUAGUAGUAACCUACGAUAAUUUGAAUACCAAUAAAAUUAUCAGAAUUUUUA